Molecule: messenger RNA, 1368 nt
Organism: Notechis scutatus (mainland tiger snake)
Lineage: Eukaryota; Metazoa; Chordata; Lepidosauria; Squamata; Elapidae
Gene: CHRNB3
Product: cholinergic receptor nicotinic beta 3 subunit
Biological process (GO): monoatomic ion transmembrane transport
Cellular component (GO): postsynaptic membrane
Molecular function (GO): acetylcholine-gated monoatomic cation-selective channel activity; transmembrane signaling receptor activity
Source: RefSeq, a predicted model, not a curated record
AUGAGGUUCUUAGAUGUCAUUAAACUGCCCCUCCUUUUGUGUGCCCAUGGUUCAGCUUUUACUGUAUUCAGUUCAUUUGCUGAGAAUGAAGAUGCUCUUUUGCGACACUUGUUUCAUGGAUAUCAGAAAUGGAUCAGGCCAGUAAAACAUGCUAAUGAUACUAUAAAGGUAUAUUUUGGACUGAAGAUCUCUCAGCUUGUAGAUGUGGAUGAAAAGAACCAGUUAAUGACAACUAACGUAUGGCUGAAACAGGAAUGGAUCGACCAUAAAUUGUGCUGGAAUCCUGAAGAUUAUGGUGGGAUCACUGCAAUUCGGGUUCCAUCUGAAUCUCUCUGGCUCCCUGAUAUUGUUUUAUUUGAAAAUGCUGAUGGGCGUUUUGAAGGUUCAUUGAUGACAAAAGCAAUAAUUAAGUACAAUGGGAUAGUAGUAUGGAGACCUCCAGCCAGUUACAAAAGUUCCUGCACAAUGGAUGUGACCUUCUUCCCAUUUGACAGGCAGAAUUGCUCCAUGAAAUUUGGAUCAUGGACCUAUGAUGGCAGAAUGGUUGACCUGAUCCUAGUAGACGAAAAUGUGGAUAGGACAGACUUUUUUGAUAAUGGGGAAUGGGAAAUCCUAAAUGCCAAAGGAAUGAAAGGAAACCGAAAAGACGGAUUAUAUUCCUACCCGUUCAUCACCUACUCUUUUGUUUUAAGACGCUUCCCACUGUUCUACACACUUUUCUUAAUAAUCCCAUGUCUAGGACUAUCUUUUUUAACGGUGCUCGUUUUUUACUUGCCCUCAGAUGAGGGAGAGAAACUAUCGCUCUCGACCUCUGUUUUAGUUUCCCUCACAGUUUUUCUCCUGGUUAUUGAAGAAAUCAUCCCCUCUUCCUCCAAAGUCAUACCCCUGAUUGGCGAGUACUUGUUGUUCAUCAUGAUUUUUGUCACGCUUUCAAUCAUUGUGACCGUUUUUGUAAUUAACGUGCACCAUCGUUCCUCGGCCACCUACCAUCCUAUGGCUCCCUGGGUGAAAAGACUUUUCCUUCAGAAACUGCCUAGGCUGCUCUUCAUGAAAGGAUACGUGGAUCGCUGUGCCUUCGCGGAUCCGGAAGGAACUCUAAAACCAAAGCUGAGGAAGCAUAAAAACAAACAGUUGAAAGAUGGAGAAAAGGUGGUGGUUGCAUUCUUGGAAAAAGCUGCCGAUUCCAUUAGAUAUAUCUCUACACAUGUCAAAAAGGAGCACUUCAUUAGGCAGGUCGUGCAAGACUGGAAGUUUGUAGCUCAGGUUCUUGACCGGAUCUUCCUGUGGCUAUUUUUGGUGGUGUCUGUGGUCGGAUCUGUUCUUAUAUUUACUCCUGCUUUGAAGAUGUGGUUGCACAGUGGUUUGUAG